This is a messenger RNA of Notodromas monacha, 2090 nucleotides long. The record is from the annotation of a GenBank genome assembly. Lineage: Eukaryota; Metazoa; Arthropoda; Ostracoda; Podocopida; Cyprididae.
AUGAUUCCCAUACUCCGCGCAAACUUCAAAUUAAGGAUGCGACAUCUAGUUUUAGUUCUCCUCAUUGCGAGUUUCUCGCGUCCAAAUUCGGCAGACGACGAGCGCUGGGUGUGGUCCGCGAAAAAAUCCGCACCGUCGGGCGACUCGGCCCGUCGAUCCUCGAUUACCAAUGCAGCUUCAUCGGGAAAAAGACUGGGUCGGAUGAUAUUUCCAGAAGCCGAACGAUACGCGGUUUCUCCGAGGAUCAAGUGGAAGUCAGAACCGGAACAGGCGGACACAGGGCGCGAAGGCAAACGUCUCGAUGUCGGCAUCAACACGCACAACGCCGUCAAACGUCCGGUCAAAGGCUACGUGCUGAAUUUCCCCGGAAGCAACUACGGGGUGGAACAACGGAACCUGGAGAAGCUCAACAACGAUCAGCCGUCAUCUGGAGCGAACUCCGCUCACGUCGACGCAGAGGCACUCGGCGCGGACAAGUGGCUUAAGUACCACGAGAGUUUCGGGCCGAAAGAGCACAGCAUUGGGUAUUCAGGAAUCGCUCAGCAUUCUUCCGGUGACCACGAGUACGUCUUCAGCGGGGAAAGAUACAAUGAGCAACCGGAUGCCUCGGGACUCGAAACAGUGCUCUACUCUGCUCCCGGGUUUGAUGCUGCCGAGGGCAAAGUUCCCCCGUAUCUAAUUUCCCAGGAUCCUGAAUACGUUUACGGCCAGGGCUACGAUGAAGGGAAAGAUUAUCAUCUCGUCGAUGAAAGCCAAGCUCACCUUCAAGCUGAUCAUUAUGCGGCUGGAAUUCCUUUGGGCUGGGAAUACGAAGAAGGGAAAUCAGCGCCAUGGACUGAAGCAGAUGCACAGUAUGAUGCACCAGUUGACAGCGAUUGUGUGAACUGCCAGUACGGAUGGAACCCCAUGCCAUACGAACACUCGCCGGUGGUUCCUGAUGAAAACAAUCAGCCUCUUUAUUCGAGCGAACACGAGCACCACAAUGCCAUUUUAGGGGAGCUUUAUAGGCCAACUGUGAUCACGGCGGCGAUCAACAUUAUCCCUGAACCCUACUUAGUCGACACGUCAAGGCAUUAUCGCAGGAAACACGAUCGGAGACUCAUACGCCCAUCCCCGGCACCGGUUUUCGUUCCAGACGCCAAUGAAGACGCCUUGCAGGAGAUUGACCUGCGAGGAUUAGACACUUUGACGCACUCGGCGGGUCCGGAAAUCAGUGGGAAGAAGAACUCAAAUGCCGAAAUCCCGGCAGAUGUCGCAGUCAUCGACGUGAAGAGUGACGAGGUCAAGGAGCAACCAGUCACUUCGGAGGAAGCCCUGGCGUCAACACCUGUCGAUUAUGUCGCCCCGAUUACUGUUGAUGGCUAUAUCGCAGAGGGGAUUCGGUACCGUCCAGAAGAAGUCGUGGAUUGGAAUCCUGAGUCAGCCACUGUGACAGAGGCUGACGUGCGAGUCGUCACUUUCCGGUCGCCGCAAACCGAGCUUGCUGAUUACAGAAAUGGAGACUCGACGCGCGAACAAACGAAUUCCACUUUCAAACGAUCCGUAGCGACUAUUGGGCACGGGUUGCACGGAAAAGUUUUCCUGCAAGCAAAGACCAUCAAGUUGGAGUGCGAGAUUCCGUUUUGCACCCAAGGUGUGCUCAAAUGGACCCUGUACCCGGCUGGGAAUAAAACCGAUUCCCAGGACAUCAAGCUCGGGAUCGAACUGGAGGAAGACGACGUAGCCAAACGGCGACCCGGAACCGCCAAGACUUCUUCCCUGUAUCUCGGCGGCACUGCUGACAAUCACGUGUCUGAUGGGCUUCAGCGACGGAACGAUGAACCUGCUGAGCACGUGUUGCAGACUGGCGUGUACCAGUGCGAAGUCAUCAAAUGUGGCGACUCGGACUAUUCCGUCCUGGAGUCAUUCUUCGUCAAAUGAGAUACAGACACACACACACACAAAGGAAGAGGAAUACCCUUCCAAGCCUUACCUCGCCGCGGGCGACUGCAAGGCGUCACUUGUUUUGUUACAGCCCCCCAGUGGUUUUUAAUCUAUGAAGGAUGAAUGUGCGAACGACUGUCUCCGAAUAAAUGGCUUUACACGUCGUG